AUGGCGUCCAAGACGCCGCGGCCCAAGCUCCUCUGGAACGCGGAAAACAUCAAGGACGCGGCCGAGUCGGUCGGCAUAAGCGCCCUCAACGAGGAGGCCCUGAAGGCGCUCUCGCAGGAUGUCGAGUAUCGCAUCGGUCAGGUCAUCAUCGAGGGCCUGCGCCUCAUGCGCGCCGCCCGCCGCACGACCAUGACGGUCAACGACGUCGCCCUCGCCCUGCGCGUCCUCGACGUCGAGCCUCUCUUCGGCUACGACUCGACCCGACCUCUGCGUUACGGCGAGGCGAGCCUCGGCCCCGGCCAGCCGCUCUUCUACAUCGAGGACGAGGAGGUGGAUUUCGAGAAACUCAUAAACGCGCCGCUGCCCAAGGUCCCACGCGACAUGCACUUUACCGGUAACAACCCGACGACGGCCGAGUCGCGGUCGCAGGAUCUGCUGCCCAAGGGGCCCGGCGCCAACCCCGCCCUCCACGCCCUCGCCGGCAGCGACAACGUCUCGGUCAAGCCGUCGGUCAAGCACAUCGUCAGCAAGGAGCUCAUCCUGUACUUUGACAAGAUCCAGGCCGCCAUCCUCGACGACAACCCCGACGAUGAGGUCGUGCGCCUGCGUCAGGCCGCCCUCGGCUCCGUCCGCGACGAUCCCGGCCUGCACCAGCUCAUCCCCUACUUCAUCAACUUCAUCAUGGACCGCGUCACCCACCACCUCGACGACACCUUCACCCUCCGCCAGAUGAUGGAGCUCACCAACGCGCUCAUCGAGAACAAGACCCUCUUCCUCGACCCCUACGCCAGCUCGCUCUCGGCCCCGGCCCUAACCUGCCUCAUGGCCCGCAAGCUCGGCGGCGACGACGGCGUCGACGCGCUCAAGGAGCAGUACAACCUCCGCCAGCUCGCCGCCUCCCUCGUCGGCCGCAUCGCCCGCAAGUACUCGGCCUCCAACACGCUCCUGCGGCCCAAGCUCACGCGCACCUGCCUCAAAUACCUGCUGGAUCCGACGAAGCCCCCGGCCGUGCUGUACGGCGCCAUCCAGGGUCUGCUCGAGGCCGGCGGGCCCGAGGCCAUCCGCGUCCUCGUCCUGCGCAACCUCAAGGCCUUCGACGCCGGUAUCCUGCAGCCGCUCAAGGAUAGGCCGGAGAGCGCCAUGGACUACGAGAUGCUCGUCCAGGGUCUCGUCCAGGCCGUCGCCUCCCUCGCCAGCCGGCCCGACGGCGUCGAGACCAACGGCGUCAACGGCAGCGUCCAAGCCGCAGCCUCCGACGUCGCCGAGCUCGCCGAGUUCGUCGGCCCCACCGUCGCCGAGAGGGUCGUGUCCUCCGGUCAGCGUGCGCUCGCCAGGACGAUUCUGGAGGCUCGCUUCAUGGACUGA
Messenger RNA from Drechmeria coniospora, 1365 nucleotides. Its product is annotated as transcription initiation factor TFIID complex 60 kDa subunit. Bases 1 to 1365 code for a protein of 454 amino acids. The transcript is spliced from 2 exons. The record is from RefSeq and is a predicted model, not a curated record. NCBI's taxonomy places the organism in Eukaryota, Fungi, Ascomycota, Sordariomycetes, Hypocreales, Ophiocordycipitaceae. Gene Ontology annotation, cellular component: SAGA complex; SLIK (SAGA-like) complex; transcription factor TFIID complex. Gene Ontology annotation, biological process: transcription initiation at RNA polymerase II promoter; RNA polymerase II preinitiation complex assembly. Gene Ontology annotation, molecular function: protein heterodimerization activity; RNA polymerase II general transcription initiation factor activity; transcription coactivator activity.